GUGACCUUUGAAAGGAAAAGUAGGUAGUGCACUGUACCUUCCUAGCUAUAGCUGGCGAGGGCAGACUCAGCUGGCUAGACUGGGAAGCAUGCCUGUGACUGUGUAGCAUCAGAGUCUCCAGAGGAGAUAGCAGCAUGCAGAACCCCCUCUCCUCUUCCCCUGGAGGCUCACGCUCUUCCCUUUCUGCUUAGACAUCACCGGCAAGGCAGCUGCAGAAGCAGACACUCACUGGCGCUUUCCACUCCUCCGCAGGCUGUUCCUGUCAAAGCUGUCUUUUUUGUUUGCUUGUUUGCAGGUCCCCACAAGCUUCCAAGGGAUGGCUGCUGAUGUUCACAAGAAGGAUGGAGAUGUGCCCAAUGGCUCAUUGGUCCCAUGCGACAGAAAGCAGGCUGAGAGGUCAGAGAGUCCUACCCCAGGUCUCACGCAGGGAACAGAACCAGGGGCAGGCCAGGAGGGAGCCAUGUUUGUUCAUGCCAAGUCCUAUGAAGACCUGACCAGCACCGAGAAUCAGGAUGCGACUCCCCAGAGCCUGGAGGAAAGCGAAGAGCGCCAAGGUGAGCAGGCAAAGAUGGAGGAGAUCAGCAAGGACUUCAGCGAACUGAGCACCCAGCUCACUGGCAUAGCCCUGGAUUUGGAGGAAGAGAUAAGGCACAGCAAAGAAGACAAGUUGGAGCUCUCGCCGCAGGCCUCGCGCCGAGACUCUGUGCUGUCUGGGAAGGAGGAAGAAGAUGUGACCAUGGAUGCCUGGCGCAUGCACCAGAAGCAUGUCUUUGUUCUGAGUGAGGCAGGCAAGCCGGUGUAUUCCCGCUAUGGGUCUGAAGAGGCACUGUCCAGCACCAUGGGUGUGAUGAUGGCUCUGGUGUCCUUCCUUGAAGCACAGAAGAAUUCCAUCAGGUCUAUUCAUGCAGAUGGGUACAAGGUGGUGUUUGUGCGCAGGAGCCCCCUGGUGCUGGUUGCUGUGGCUCAGACACGGCAGUCAGAACAAGAAAUUGCUCAGGAGCUUCUUUAUAUCUACUACCAGAUCCUUAGUCUCUUGACGUGGACCCAGCUCAGCCGUAUCUUCCAGCAGAAGCAGAACUAUGACCUGAGGAGACUGCUGGCAGGCUCCGAGCGCAUCACGGACAACUUGCUAGACCUGAUGGCGAGGGACCCGAGCUUUCUGAUGGGGGCUGCACGUUGCCUCCCUAUGGCUGCUGGAGUCAGGGAUGCCGUGAGCUCCUGCCUCCAGCAAGCCAAAGCUAAAAGCCUGGUCUUCUCCAUCCUCUUAUCCAAGAACCAGCUGGUAUCUCUGGUGAGAAAAAAGGACCAGUUCCUGCAUCCGAUUGACCUUCACCUACUCUUCAACCUCAUCAGUUCAUCCUCCUCAUUUAGAGAAGGAGAAGCCUGGACUCCCAUCUGCCUGCCCAAAUUCAACUCCAGCGGUUUCUUCCAUGCUCACAUUUCCUACUUGGCGCAGGAUACAGACUUAUGUCUCCUUCUGAUCUCCACUGACCGUGAGGACUUCUUCACAGCGUCUGACUGCAAGCGCAGGUUCCAGGAACGGCUGAAGAAGCGCGGUGUUUAUCAUGCCCUCGUGGAGGCACUGUGCACUCCUUUCUACACUGUCUCCCAGGUGGGAAUCCCAGACCUCCGACACUUCAUCUACAAAUCGAAGAGCUCAGGACUCUUCACCAGCCCAGAGAUUGAUGCUCCCUACAUCACUGAGGAGGAAAAAGAGAGACUUCUGGGAUUGUAUCAGUACUUACACAGCCGGGCCCAUAAUUCUUCCCGUCCUCUGAGCUACAUCUAUUACACUGGAUCUAAUGAAAAUCUCCUGGCUUGGGUAACUAGUGCCUUUGAGCUCUACGUAUGCUUCAGCCCCCUGGGAACCAAAGCAGCAGCUGUCAGCGCUGUCAACAAACUUAUGAGGUGGAUCCGCAAGGAAGAAGACCGGCUCUUUAUAUUAACACCCCAGACUUACUGACUGCUGCGGCCUGUGUCGUCUGCCCGGGGUUCCUCAGUGCCGGUGAAUGCCCGAAGGGACGUCUUCUUGUCUCUGGGGAGACUAGACCCUCUCUCAGAGAUUCCCUCCCCAACCAGAAAUGGGAGGAGGAGAAAAGGUGGGUCUGAGGAGAACAGAGUUUUGUGCCUACAGGGAGCAUCUGGGAAGGAGACUUGCAUUUCAGUUUGUACUACAUUUUAAACAUUAACCCUGCUGCGUCUGGAACUGAAACAUGGAUCCUCCUGGCCUUCAUCCAUGUGAUUGCUACCCAAGAUGCUCUUCAUCCCAAACACAGAAUGUAAUUUCUGCCACUUUUUUUUUUUUUUAGAUUGUCUUAAACCAAAUCUUGUCCACAUCUCCAGAGUGUGUUUUCCCCUCCUCUCCUAACAAGCUUCUGUUGGGAGAAGUUCUGGCAAUUGUUGUCCUGUAUGCAAGCCAAUGCAUCAAGGAGUCCAGUGUACUUCAUUGCCCAUGGCUUCCCUAAUCUUUAAUGACUUCCCAAAUGUCCUCUGUGUCCAACCUGUGCCAGGCUGCCUUGCACCUCAAGCAGUGGGUCAUCACUGGGGAGCAGAGAGAGCAUUUUAUGAACAGUCUAGCUCCCUGCUGCACAGUUCCCCUUGGAACUGGCUUAGGUCACUGAUUCCUUCUAGUUUUUAUGCAAGUUCGUAGUUUGCAAAGCUCUGAUGUAUCUACAUCUCUGCUAUUAUACUCCACAUGCUGCCCACACAGACAGGGGUGUAGGAAGGGGGGGCAGUGGGGGUGGACUACCCCAGGUGUCAUCCCGGGGGGGGGGUGUGUGACAAAAUCCUCCCAGGGUGGAUCGCCACCGCGCCGAUCACCCCCUCGGGCAGAUCGCACCGCCCCCAGAUCCAUGGCAUGUGCGCCGCUCUGGAUGCCCGAUAGACUUUUCUUUAUUAGAUUACUCAUAAUUUCAACCACAAAGGAAGGCUGCAGGUUCAAGGAUAGGUGUGGAUAAUGCAAGACUCUUUUAAUUGUUUAACAAUUGUUUAGACUGAUCACUUUCAGACUGAGGACAUACCAGAAAAAAUCAAAAGCUCAGAUUUUAUCCAUCCCAAGGACAAUGAUUUACACUGUUAGAUGACAAAAAGGCAAAGGUGUUUUCCACAUCAAGCUUAAACCACCUUUUUCUUACAUCUGUCUGCAAUUAUAUUUUGCAUUCUAUCCUUUCGUUAAUAACAUUUCUACAAAGUGCAAAUAGGAAGAAGAGAAAAGACAGAGAUGCUUUUUUGGCCUCGUGUUAUAGGAAUGCUCGGAGGCGAUGCAGUCUACUCAGGAGGCAGACUUGCAAAUUUCACGGGCGACAAAGGAGCUAAGUUCUACUCCCCAUGCCCAACCCAUCUGUGAUGUAACAGGAGAUUAUUCCCAUCCAUGGUGAAGCAAUCACAUUCCACGUACCGUAUACACAUAAUUAAAGAAUGCCAUGUGCUCCAGGAAUAACAAAUAGUCUAGUGAAAAGCAUACAUAUGGAAGUGGCGAUUGUGCCUGCAGUCCACUCUGUAAUUGCCUCAUUAUAAGAAAUGUAGAGACAGAUCUGGAGGGAGGCACAUGUAUAGCUGAUAUUCUACGCAGCGAGAAACAUAGCAAACAACAAAAUCAGCUCAGGUGGAAAGAAGGUGCGGACGACAUUUGAGAGGUUUGGGGAGAAUACAAAGGACUUCCUUAGGUCUUCCAAGUUCCAAAGUAGAUCAGCAAAGAGAAUUCUCUCUCUCGGGUUGACCUCUGUAAUAUACACACAGAGAAGACCAUACAGUUAUUCUAAAGUCUCAUUUACCUCAACCAAAUACUGGGCAUUAUUUAUCUUUGGCCAUGAUCUCAGACGGAUAGUAAACCUUUACCUGGGUUGUACCACCUCAGAUUGCAGGCGGGGGGGGGGGGCAUUGCUCAUGUGACCAAACAUUCCUUUGUACAAAAGGAAUAUAACAUUUUUGGGCACAUGGAGAAAUAGCAUGUCGGGGAGAAGGCUAGGCUGGACCUCUUCUCCCUGACAUCCAGUUUUCCAUGUGAAUUAUAUUUUUUGGAAUGAUAGGCAUUCAGUUUUUGCAUGCAUGCUGCAGUUGUACAGCCCUAGGCCCACGUUCGCUGUCCCCAUGUGUCCCCAGGCUUAGAUGUGAGACUUUGUAGGAACUCAGUACUCUAAGCUUGUUUAAGCUUGUGUGAGAGAGGGGGGAAGGUGGGGGGAGAGAAGGGUAACGUGACAUACCAAUGGCAAUGUAAUUCAUUAAAGCAAAUGAGCAAAAGCGUUGUGUCAACUCCUAUCUCUAAAAGGCUGGGAACAUGACAGCCACAGGGUGGCAGCAAAGGGUCAGAAGUGUGAAAGCUUUCUUACUGAUCAGGGCAGUGACAACACAAACAAGAAAUCGAUCCAAAUGGAAUUUUUAAAAUGAACAAAUUUCCUGUGCUUACAGUGUGCGAGUCCAAGGUCACAUCUUUUGCUACACAUGUGAAUUAGAAAGUCAUAUAGUUGCUUUAGAUUUCAACAGUUACAAUAUUCACGAUCAAUUCCUUAAUAACUUUUAACUUUCAUUUUCAGUAUAUUGGAACCUCCGUUGAGAAAACCUCAAUUACCCAACUAAAAAGCCUACUUAAUCCACACUCAUUUUUGUCCUUCACAUAUGUCAAAUCUCUCUAAAUAGUACUUUCAUUAAUCCAAAGUACAUCAUUUGAGUUUUCUGGAUAACAUCUCCCCUAACCUUACCUAACCUUUUGCUAAUUAAACCAUUUGGUUUCAGGAAA
This is a messenger RNA of Podarcis muralis (Common wall lizard), 4735 nucleotides long. RefSeq names its product MON1 vesicular trafficking associated A (gene MON1A). Gene Ontology annotation, biological process: vesicle-mediated transport; protein secretion; protein targeting to vacuole. Lineage: Eukaryota; Metazoa; Chordata; Lepidosauria; Squamata; Lacertidae. The record is from RefSeq and is a predicted model, not a curated record. Gene Ontology annotation, cellular component: Mon1-Ccz1 complex.